AGUUUCUAAGCAACCGACUGCAGCGUCGCGCGCUGUGAAGUGAUGCUAAAGCUAAUUAAUCAGAUCCACAGUUUCAGUGUUGCUGAGUGAAUCUUUUUGUAAGCGGAGAGAUUUAACAUGGAGCCGAGACCCGGGCUUCAGGCGGUGCGGAGAGAAACCGAGCAGCUUCAGAAGAAGGUGGACUCUUUGCUAAAGGACUGUAACAGACUGGAUGUGUCAGUAAGAAAGACAACGAUGUCUCAGAGGUGUUCAGAUCUGCAGAGAGCAGUGACAGAGACACUGACAACACUGCAGAAACUCACCAAAGAGGAUGAAUGUGCUCCUGUAGGGAAUUAUAAUCAGAGGAAGAGACAGGAGGAGGAGCGACUCAGAACUUUACAGAAUACACUCACAGCUCUCACACUGCAAUCUCAUGACAAACCAGCUGAGGAUGAGGAGAACAUUGAGGCGGAAGAGGUUAAAGAGAAGAAAGAUAAAGUUGCACAGGAGGAGGAUGAUGAUGAGGAUGAAGAAGGUUCAGGACGAAAGACUGCUCAGAACAGUGAUGAGAUGUAUGUAGCUCUCAGCUCUUUUAGAGGCGAAGAGGAGGGAGACCUCACAAUUCAGAAAGGAGGUGUUGUUGAGAUCCUGCAGAAGAGGGAUGAUGGAUGGUGGUUUGCUCAGGACUCCGAGGCGAAUCGAGGCUUUGUCCCCAAAAACUACCUGAAGAAAAUGUCUCCACAUCAGCAAGUGCCAGAAACUGAGGAGGAGGAGGGUGAUGAGGAAGAUGAAGAUAAUGAAGAGAGUGAUGAAGUUGAGGAAAAUGAAAAUGAGCCAGCUGAAGAGAAGCCAAGCACUUCAUCCAACUGGGACACGGUGAGGAACACGUUCAGUGAGAUGAAUGCCACUGAUGUGCUGUCAGCUAUGGGAGCCAUUCCUCCAGGCUUCAGACCCUCCACUCUGUCUAAACUGCUGGAGGAAGGAACUUCUUAUCGAGCCAGUCACUAUAUUCAGCCUAAACUCAACCAAUCAGAGCUCAGCUUUAAAGACCUUCAACUGGAUCCAGACACCGGCAAGGUCCUUGCACGCCCAUCUCGAGUGUGUGUAACUGUGACUGUGUUGAGCUGUAGAAUGAUCCCACCUCCUGGUGUGGGGCUGAGUGUCCUGAGCAGUCAUGUCCGUCUGUGUGCUUUUAAUGGAACUGAGGUGUUAAGUAAUAUCCACACUGUGAGAGCUUCCUACACUCCAUCCAGUCCAAAGACAUGGAGCUUCUCACCACGGAUGAACAGUUUGCUGCCCUGCCUGUUAGAUGGAGAAUGUUUCUUUCGUUGUGAUGCCGACUCUCCUGAUGUGGGAAUCCUGUUCGAGCUCGGAGUCACCUACAUCAGAAACUCUACAGGAGAGAGAGGAGAUCUGAGCUGUGGUUGGACUUUCCUUAAACUGUUUGAUGACAAUGGAGUACUUAUUCCUCUACGAACACAUGAGCUUGCUGUACAUGGAGGAACUCCAUAUGAGGAAGCAGUUGAUACGGACUGCACAUCAUCAAAAAGAGGUGGCUCCACUGGUGUGCUUCAUCAGAUGCUGAUGUCCAGGAAACUUCCCAAACUUAUCAUUAAGCUCAGAUCUCCAAACAGCCGCACCAGAGAGCAGCUCAGUUUGCUCCCUGACACUUUUCUUGGCUGUGUGUCCACUGUUUCCCUACUGGUUUUGUACAGACAACUACUUGCUGACACACUGCUGCUGGACCGAGUCACCAUGCAGAAUGCAGAUCUAAUCUGCAGCUCAGUCCUGGCUACAUUCCCUGAGGUUCUGGAUCAGCCUGACCUGAUGGACGCUUUCAGGAAAACAUCUGAGUCAGAAAACAACCUAAAUAGGUCUGACAAGAAGGAUAUAUCUGUACUGAAGAAGCUGUUUGAGAGUGUGUAUAUGAGCAGUGUGUUCCCGUUGUUGUUCUCGGCUGAGAUGGCUGCUCCUCUGUGGGCCAAUGAAGACACGGAGACCCAGCGCGCACGUGUCAUUUAUAACCCUGCCCACAAGAUCACCUUGGAAACCAUGCUGUCGUCCAAUCAUAAGCACCAAGCCUUUAACAUCUCUCAGGUUUCCUAUGAUCUCCUCAAUUCUGCCUGGAACUGACCAAUCACAAUGCAGCUGACUUUCAGGCUGACUAAACAGCAAACAGAAGAAAUAAAAAUGGAGAGCAUCUGAUGACUGAGGAACCAGAAACCUAUCAGAUUGUAUUUUCUAUGAGGAGCUGAACCUCAUUUUGUAUUAUUUAUACUAUUUACUGUUUUACUGCAGCUUUCAUACAUAAUAAACUAUUCAUUUCAUUCAGA
Silurus meridionalis is the source of this 2312-nucleotide messenger RNA. It is a transcript of the gene nphp1, whose product is annotated as nephronophthisis 1. Gene Ontology annotation, biological process: protein localization involved in establishment of planar polarity. NCBI's taxonomy places the organism in Eukaryota, Metazoa, Chordata, Actinopteri, Siluriformes, Siluridae. Gene Ontology annotation, cellular component: cytoplasm; cilium. The record is from RefSeq and is a predicted model, not a curated record. Gene Ontology annotation, molecular function: protein binding.